UUAACUUGAGAGCCAUAGCUGGGGUUCUCCGAAGACCUGCGUGCAGGCAGGUUGCCUUCUUCCUUCCUGCAAGGCGCCGCCGCGAGUGAAUUUGUGACGCUCGGCAGCUCGAUCGCCUGCCUGCCGCCGGUAUGCAUCAUAGUGUACGAUGAGGGCAUGACUACUAGUACCACCAUCAGCGGCGGCAUGAUGGAGGACGUCAGGAUCGGGAGCUUCGACGCCGCCGCCGCGUACCCGUCGACGCUGCCGAGCCCGAGGAUGCUGGCCGCCGAGCGGGAGCCGAUCCGCUCUCCGCGGCGCGAGCCGCCGUCGAGCUUCCGGAAGAGCCUCAACCCGAUCUACGCCGAUGCCCACGACGCCACGGCGGCGAGCGGCCCUUCUUCCACCACCACCACGAUGACCGCAGCAUCGGACUCCUUGUCGUCGUCGGCCGCGGCGGACCACGACGAGGACGCCGCCACGGCGCCGGCCAUGGCGGCGACGACGGCGCCCGCGCGGCGGCACACCGGCGGCGGGGACAGCCGGUGGGAGGCCGUCCGCGCCGCGCAGCCGCCGCUGAGCCUGGGCCACUUCCGCCUCCUCCGGCGCCUUGGCUACGGCGACAUCGGCAGCGUGUACCUCGUGGAGCUCCGCGCGGGCGCCGGCCGCGGCGCGCUCUUCGCCAUGAAGGUCAUGGACAAGGGCUCCCUCGCCGGGCGGAACAAGCUGGCCCGCGCGCAGACGGAGCGCGAGAUCCUCGGCCUGCUCGACCACCCCUUCCUCCCCACGCUCUACUCCCACUUCGAGACCGACAAAUUCUGCUGCCUCCUCAUGGAGUACUGCUGCGGCGGCAACCUCCACUCGCUCAGGCAGAAGCAGCCCAACAAGCGAUUCACAGAGGACGCGGCCAGGUUCUACGCGUCCGAAGUGCUUCUCGCGCUGGAGUACCUGCACAUGCUGGGCGUGGUGUACCGGGACCUGAAACCCGAGAACGUGCUGGUCAGGGAGGAAGGCCACAUCAUGCUCUCCGACUUCGACCUCUCCCUGCGGUGCUCCGUCAGCCCGGCGCUCGUCCGCUCCCCGUCCGGCCGUGUCGGCGGCGGCGGCGGCGGCCUCGCCCACGUCUGCAUGCUCCCGCGCAUCCUCCCGGCCAAGAAGAGCAAGAAGAAGAAGAGCAAGGGGGACAGGGACAAGACCGAGCUGGACGAGCCGCCGGUGACCAGCGGCGGCGGCGGCGGCCACGGGAAGAAGAAGCCGCCGCCGCCGCUGGAGUUCACGGCCGAGCCGACGGGCGCGCGGUCGAUGUCGUUCGUGGGCACGCACGAGUACCUGGCGCCGGAGAUCAUCCGCGGCGAGGGCCACGGCAGCGCCGUCGACUGGUGGACCUUCGGCGUCUUUCUGUACGAGCUCCUGCACGGCGCCACGCCGUUCAAGGGCUCCGGCAACCGCGCCACGCUCUUCAACGUCGUCGCACAGCCGCUGCGGUUCCCCGACGCGCCGGCGGUCAGCGCCGCCGCCAGGGACCUCAUCCGCGGCCUGCUGGCCAAGGAGCCGCAGAGCCGGCUCGCGUACCGCCGCGGCGCCGCCGAGGUGAAGCAGCACCCCUUCUUCGACGGCGUCAACUGGGCGCUUGUCAGGAGCGCCCAGCCGCCCUACAUCCCCGACGCCGCCGUCGACCACUGCUCCCAGCUCGCCGACGACGUCGCGGCCGGGGCGCCGCCGCCGGGCGGCACGCCCAAGAGCGCCGGCCGGAAGACCAGCUCGCGUCACACUGAUUCAUCGCAUGUCGAUUUUGAGUACUUUUAG
This is a messenger RNA of Panicum virgatum (switchgrass), 1785 nucleotides long. RefSeq names its product serine/threonine-protein kinase RHS3-like. Gene Ontology annotation, molecular function: ATP binding; protein serine/threonine kinase activity. NCBI's taxonomy places the organism in Eukaryota, Viridiplantae, Streptophyta, Magnoliopsida, Poales, Poaceae. The coding region runs from base 157 to 1785 and encodes 542 amino acids. The transcript is spliced from 2 exons. Gene Ontology annotation, cellular component: nucleus; plasma membrane; cytoplasm. Gene Ontology annotation, biological process: protein phosphorylation. The record is from RefSeq and is a predicted model, not a curated record.